UCAGUAGAUGAAUAGUUGUAUGGCCCCAAUUUAGCCUAAACUGUUAAACCGUGUUAUAAAACAACAAGUUACACUCAGUUUGUUUUGAGUGUUCAGAGCUCUUGCCUAGUAAUCUUGUUUCUCCCUGACAUGUCAUUUCUUUCUUUGCUUCGUUUUCGUCGUUUAUUGGCAUGGGAAAAGCCGAUGCUUUCUGUUUCUGUUCGUUUCGUGACUUCUGGAACUAAGAAUUCUUCACCGUCCAAAGGUUUAAGUUACCCCGGAAAACCGAAGCACUCAAGUUCAUACCAAGCAAUAAUAAUCGGGGGAGGACAUAAUGGUUUGGUGGCUGCUGCUUAUCUACAACUAGCAGGUUUUAAAAAAGUUUGCGUCCUUGAACGAAGACAUGUCGUGGGUGGUGCUGCCGUGACUGAGGAAAUCGUCCCCGGAUUCCACUUCUCACGUGCGUCAUAUUUGCUGAGUUUAUUGCGACCGUCCAUCAUCAACGACUUGGAACUCAAGAAACAUGGAUUGAAGCUGCACUUGCGGGAUCCGAGCUCUUACACUCCACUAUCCAGCGAUUAUUGGAAAGGAGAUGGACCACGCUCGCUAACACUUUCUAGCGACCUUGAUUUCAAUCGAAAACAAAUUUCCAAAUUUUCAAAACGUGACGCCGAAGUGUACGAAAGCUACGAGAAAUGGCUAUCGCGAUUAGUUGCUGCCAUCGAUCCGCUCAUCGAUUCAAAGGCCGUCGAUUUGAACUUCCCUGGUUCUUUUUAUUCGAAUAUCAAGAGUCUGAUGACCGUGGCCAAAAGUGCAUACAAGCUGAGGAAAGACAUCGGAUCUUUUUACGAUUUGAUGACUGCUCCGGCCAGCAAACUUCUUGAUCAGUUUUUCGAAUCGGAGCCUCUCAAGGCAACACUUGCAACCGACGCAGUGAUCGGAGCAAUGAUGGGACCUCAUUCAAUCGGCAGUGGUUACGUCCUCUUGCAUCACGUCAUGGGAGGAGUUGAGGGAAAGCAAGGAGCAUGGGCUUACCCAGAAGGAGGUAUGGGAGCCGUGUCUAGUGCCAUGGCGAAAUCCGCGGUUGAGAAAGGAGCCACUAUUUUCACGGAUCAAACAGUAAAAGAAAUUAUGGUGGACGAUGGCGGAAGCGUUGCAGGUGUUCGCUUGACCGACGGCACGGAAAUACUUUCCAAGGUUGUCCUUUCCAAUGGUACACCUCAAGUCACGUUCAUUAAUCUACUUGCCUCCGGAACGCUUCCGGAAUCGUACCUCAAUAAAGUCAAAUCGGUUGAUUACACAUCGCCAGUGACAAAGAUUAAUGUUGCGCUGAACGCACUGCCUAAUUUCCUUGCCGAUCCUUAUGCACCAGGGAGCGGAAAAGCUGCUCCGCACCACCGUUGCACCAUUCAUUUGAAUUGCGAAGAGAGUCAUAUGCUCGAUAAAGCAUUCCAACAAGGGCAGCAAGGGUUAAUCCCAGACAGGCCGAUGAUUGAAAUGACGAUUCCGUCUUCGCUAGACCCCACAAUCUCACCCAAAGGCUGUCACGUAGCUCUUCUCUUCACACAAUAUACGCCCUAUGAAUUGCAGAAUGGAGUUCAGUGGGACGACCAUUGGAAAGAAAUUUACGCGAAGAGGAUAUUCCAACAAAUCGACGAAUAUGCCCCUGGAUUUCAGCAGAGUAUCGUCGGUUACGAAGUCCUUACGCCCCCGGAUCUUGAGCGUAUCUUUGGGCUAACAGGAGGAAAUAUCUUUCACGGAGCCAUUAGUUUGGAUCAGCUUUACUUGUCUCGACCUUUCUCCUCUUGGAAAGCGCAUAACCAACGGGAUCACUACCCGUCGUUACCUCGGACACCAAUCAAAGGACUUUACAUUUGUGGAAGCGGAGCUCAUCCCGGUGGCGGCGUGAUGGGAACUCCGGGAAGACUGGCGGCUGAACAGGUCAUCCAGGAAACCAAUCUUUAAAUAAGUUUCCUUUUUGUGUUGUCGGUCUUGCAGGGGGGAAAUAAUUCAUUACAAUAAUGAUGCAGCAUAUACAAAAUUGUGAAACAAGAUGAUUGAUUGAGUUUCCAACUUUGCACAAAAUGAUACGUGACUAGACAAUCUGCAUUCUACACCGAUAGCGUUUGUCGACUCAUGUCGGUAUUCAUCUCCGUAUUCAUAAAUGCAUCCGAUUUAAGCUAAGGUGAAUGGUCUGCGUCGACUGUCGAGUUCAAGUUUAACACCGUGAUCAUGUGAAUUCCUGUUACUUUAUUGCGCAAGCGAUUAUUUAUUCGCGCGUGAUAAUGCCACUGCUUAUCGUGCAAAAUCGUGACACACGACUUGCAGUCAAGUAUUCUGACGGCGUGAACUAUUGUACGUUAUAUUAUUUUUCUUUCAACGGGAUUUUUAAGAGUUUUCCGGGAUGAUGGGCCAGAAUACAUAAAAUCGCCUAAGGCCGACUUUCGGAGAAGUCAUUGAACGAAAGAAGACCUUUAUUUUCAGUGAUGUUAAUUUCUUUUAAGUCCUCGGAAUGUGUGAGUGUUUAAUGCUCAACAUUAUUCUUUUUGUUAUCUUCUUUGCUAAAUAAGAGAGAUACGCAAAAUUCGUACAGCGUCUGUGCCAUUUACUGCUAUGUACAAACAGAAACGGUUGUGAGGAGGUUAUGAGGUUAAAUUGUUUGGAACGGUAGAAGAAAACUUUCACUCGCUUACAUUUCUAUAUAUGGAACUUGGAAAAACCCAGCAGCAUAUAUACCCAGCAUGGUUGUGUCGAACCUUCAGAGAAUAAAACCUUGAAUAGAAAUGUUGAAGGAACGAAAACACUUGGAUACUAGAGACGAGUUAGUUUUCCCUGUGGCUAAACGAUGGCCCGAAAACCAUUUUAAAAAAUUCUGUAUUAUAAAAAGGAGGAUUCCAUGCCCUUAAAGCAUCUACUAUAGAACCGAGUCCCCUUGUGGUAGGAAAUACAGUUUCAAUUCGAAAGCUAACAAAACAAGACGCUCUGUCUAGAGAAGGCGAGAAAAUGUUCAGCUUCAAGUUGCUGUUAGUUUGCAUUAUGGUGCUGGUUCACUGCGCUCUCAGCAUGCCCACCGUCGUCGGAGAACAAUUGAUUCCGGUGGAAGUUUAUUCUGAUGCUCAAGGCACCGAUGAUCUGGUGGCUGCGGAACAUCACAGCCAUGGAUAUGGAGGAUAUGGAGGAUAUGGGGGAUAUGGUGGAUAUGGUGGAUAUGGUGGAUAUGGGGGAUAUGGUGGGUACGGGCACGGUCACCAUCAUCACGGUCACCAUCAUCAUCACAAUGGUCAUAUCGAUUAUUAUGAUUACUAAGCAGCAUUCCCACUCUUUAUUAUUUGAUCAACAAUUGACCGACAGCUCGCCAUGAAUUAUUCCAACCAUUAUAUUGUUAUUUUGUUAUCUCCUCUUUAUCUAUUGACAAUAAAUCGAAGUUAUAGCGUA
This is a messenger RNA of Daphnia pulex (common water flea), 3414 nucleotides long. Its product is annotated as pyridine nucleotide-disulfide oxidoreductase domain-containing protein 2-like. The transcript has 18 exons. Gene Ontology annotation, molecular function: oxidoreductase activity. The record is from RefSeq and is a predicted model, not a curated record. Lineage: Eukaryota; Metazoa; Arthropoda; Branchiopoda; Diplostraca; Daphniidae. The coding region runs from base 130 to 1944 and encodes 604 amino acids.